AUGAGGGUUUUGACUCACGGCCGAAGUUCCUGCGUCGAAACCCUUUUAAGAAACGCUUGGGUAAACCACAAAAAGAGGUUUGAGGUUUUCAUAACGCAGCAGGACUCUGCAGCCGCAGACGGCGACGAGGCGUGUUUGCUGCAAACCCUCGCGGCCCUCAAAGUGCCCUGCGGGCUCUUCUCCGUGGGGGCCGUCAGUUCUUUAAUUAGGGAAAUUGAUUUUGUGUUGGUGGGCGCGGAGGCAGUGGUGGAAAGUGGAGGCAUUAUCAACAGA
Molecule: messenger RNA, 273 nt
Organism: Eimeria tenella
Lineage: Eukaryota; Apicomplexa; Conoidasida; Eucoccidiorida; Eimeriidae
Product: translation initiation factor eIF-2B subunit alpha, putative
Exons: 2
Biological process (GO): translational initiation
Cellular component (GO): eukaryotic translation initiation factor 2B complex
Molecular function (GO): guanyl-nucleotide exchange factor activity; translation initiation factor activity
Source: RefSeq, a predicted model, not a curated record